This is a messenger RNA of Durusdinium trenchii, 1415 nucleotides long. NCBI's taxonomy places the organism in Eukaryota, Dinophyceae, Suessiales, Symbiodiniaceae. The record is from the annotation of a GenBank genome assembly.
AGUUUGGCUCGAAGUGAAACUUUAGUGAGCUGAGUGUAGACAGGAUGAAAGGGAUUGCGACCCUACUCGUGGCCGUGGCACUGGCCGAUGAACCCUUUGAGGUGGAGCUCGCAGCACUACAAGCUGAACUUCACGAGCAGCAGACCUUGCUCAAGGAUCAGCAACUGCGCUUUGACCACCUGGAGUCCCUCAACUCCGGGAGACGCUUGCAAGUGACCGUCACUGACUUCAACACACAGAUCGCGGCAGUGAAGAGUUCCAUCAACAACCUGGGUGGUGCCCUUGAUUCAGCUUGGCUGUGCCUCUGUGGAGCGUUGGUCAUGUUCAUGCAUGCUGGCUUCGCGAUGUUGGAGACUGGCUGCUGCCGGGCGAAGAAUGCUUCCAAUGUCUUGAUGAAGAACUUGGUCAAUGUUUGCUGUGGGACCUUGGGCUGGUGGAGUUUGGGGUGGGCAUUUGCAUAUGGCGGCGCAGCUGAAAAUGGCUUCAUUGGCACCACAGGGUUCUUCGGUACUGGCUUCUACACUCAAGAUUCAACAACCGGAAUCAUUACGCCUAGUACCAUGUUGAGUUGGUUCUUUCAAUGGGCCUUUUGCACUGCUGGUGCUACAAUCGUGAGUGGUGCAGUUGCGGAGCGGGUGAAAAGCCCUACCUAUGCAGCCUACGCCCUCAUUAUGACGAGCUUCAUCUAUCCCGUGGUUGUGGCAUGGACAUGGGGUGGAGGUUGGCUGGCCACAGUCUUCGAUGUCUCAUACAUGGACUUUGCAGGCAGUGGCAUUGUCCACCUCACUGGUGGAGUCAGUGGCCUUGCUGGUACUGUUGUGCUGGGACCAAGGAAGGGCCGCUUCGUGAACCCAGAGGAGUUUGAGCCUCACAACCUUCCCUUGGUGGUGCUGGGAACCUUCGCGCUUUGGUUCGGCUGGUAUGGCUUCAACCCAGGAUCCACCCUCACGAUGAAGACCGGGAACGAUGGUGCUUUGGCAGCACAGGUGGCGAUGAACACGACUCUGGCUGCUGCCACAGGUGGAAUCACCGUGUUUGUCCUUCGCUAUUUCAUCACGAAGAAGUACGAUGUCGGUGGCUUGUGCAAUGGUAUCCUUGCAGGCUUGGUCUCCAUCACAGCAGGCUGUGGAAGCAUGGAAUGUGGUUCAGCCUUCGCUACUGGAUUGAUUGGAGGAUUUGUCUACCAGGGAGCAUCCAUGCUUCUCCAAAAGCUGAAGGUUGAUGACCCUGUGGAUGCCAGCCCAGUUCACGGCUUCUGUGGCAUCUGGGGAUGCAUGGCAGUGGCCCUCUUCGAUUGGGGCAAGGGUUUUGAUCACUACCACGGCUGGAGUGGAUGGAGCUGCACUCCGGGUUCCGAUGGGGUUUCUUGCAAGACCGGUGCCAAUGGUACGGGCCUUGGAGCCAACGUCGUGAUG